AUGCCUUCACGGUUCUGUUCUUUCUGUAAAAACAACGGAGAGACAGUGGAGUUCUACACAACACAUACCUUGAAAGAUAAAAUUGGCAGAAUAGUUUGCCCAACCCUGGGACGCUAUGUCUGUCCACUAUGUCAUGCAACAGGCCCCAAUGCACACACCUUGAGCUACUGUCCAUUG
Lymnaea stagnalis (great pond snail) is the source of this 177-nucleotide messenger RNA. Lineage: Eukaryota; Metazoa; Mollusca; Gastropoda; Lymnaeidae. The record is from the annotation of a GenBank genome assembly.